Erinaceus europaeus (western European hedgehog) is the source of this 2380-nucleotide messenger RNA. RefSeq names its product proline dehydrogenase 1 (gene PRODH). Lineage: Eukaryota; Metazoa; Chordata; Mammalia; Eulipotyphla; Erinaceidae. Gene Ontology annotation, molecular function: FAD binding; proline dehydrogenase activity. The coding region runs from base 138 to 1937 and encodes 599 amino acids. The transcript is spliced from 14 exons. The record is from RefSeq and is a predicted model, not a curated record. Gene Ontology annotation, cellular component: mitochondrion.
UUGGGCGGAGCCGAGCUUCCCAAGGAGGCAGAGGCGGAGCCACCGGGAGGGGGCGGGACGAGGCUGACCCGCCCAGGGGUGGGGGCUUACGGGGGGCUACUUAAGCACCAUCGCAGGGGACCCACGUUAGUUCAGCCAUGGCUCUGAGACGCAGUUUCUCUGCGCUGCGCCUCUGCACCUCCCGCCUAGCCCCACUGUCUACGGCUCCGGAGGCCCGCGAACAACCUACCCCCGGCCCGGGAGUCGGCUUGGACGGCGGAGCCAAGAAGGUUGCGCGGCCGCCGCUGCCCACCGUGAACUUCGACAACACGCAGGAGGCAUACCGCAGCCGGCGGAGCUGGGAGCUGGCGCGCAACCUGCUGGUGCUGCGCCUGUGCGCCUCGCCGGCGCUGCUGGCGCGCCAUGAACAGCUGCUUCAUCUUGCCAGGAAACUUCUGGGGCAAAGGCUUUUUGACAAGCUGAUGAAAUUGACCUUCUAUGGGCAGUUUGUGGCCGGUGAGGACCAAGAAGCCAUCCGACCCCUCAUCAGACAUAACAAGGCCUUUGGCGUGGGCUGCAUCCUGGACUAUGGGGUGGAGGAGGACCUGACCCCCCAGGAGGAGGAGUGCAAAGAAAUGAACAGGUCUUCUUCCUGGGCUGUGGAGAGGGAAGGCAGUGGCUCGGCUAAGAGGGAGAAGCAGAGCCAGGCCCACCCAGACCACCGCAGGGAUGGUGUUCUCAGCACCCACACCUACCUCUACGCCAGCGAGGCCAAGUGUGACAGCAACUUGGAGACACAGUUGCAAAGCAUCGAGGCUUCAGGAGCCGCCAGCGAUGACAGCUUCUUAGCCAUCAAGCUCACGGCUUUGGGGCGACCCCAAUUUUUGCUGCAGCUCUCAGGUGUGCUGACCAAGUGGAAGCGAUUCUUCCAUCAAAUAGCUGCUGAGCAAGGGAUGGCAAGGCUGGCCGCUCUGGACAAGAGGCUAGAGGUGGCGGCGCUGCAGGAAAGUGUGGUGAAGAUGGGGCUGGCCUCCAGGGAGCAGGCUAAGAGCUGUUUCACCCAGGAGACCCUGGGCGUGUCCAGCACCUUGGACCUGUUGGAUUGGUGCAGAAUCAUUGACAAUAGGACUGAGCUGUCCAAGCACCUGGUGGUGCCCAACAUGAAGACGGGCCUGUUGGAGCCCCUGCUGUCACAGUUCACUGAGGAAGAGGAGCGACAGAUGACUCGGAUUCUGCAGAGACUGGACAUUCUGGCCAAGAAAGGCAUGGAGACGGGCGUGCGACUGAUGGUAGAUGCCGAGCAGACCUACUUUCAGCCGGCCAUCAGCCAUCUGGCUCUGGAGAUGCAGCGCAAGUUCAACGUGGACAAGCCACUUGUCUUUAACACAUACCAGUGUUAUCUCAAGGAAGCCUAUGACAAUGUCACCCUGGACUUGGAGCGGGCUCACCGUGAGGGCUGGUGCUUUGGGGCGAAGCUGGUGCGGGGUGCAUACAUGGCCCAGGAGCGUGCCCGGGCAGCGGAGAUGGGCUACGAGGACCCCAUCAACCCCACGUAUGAGGCCACCAACGUCAUGUACCACAGGUGCCUCAACUAUGUCCUGGAGAAGCUGACACACAACACCAAGGCAGAAGUGAUGGUGGCUUCCCACAAUGAGGACACAGUGCGCUUCACACUGCGCAGGAUGGAGGAGUUGGGCCUACACCCCACUGACCGCCAGGUGUGCUUCGGACAGUUGCUGGGCAUGUGUGACCAGAUCAGCUUUCCACUGGGCCAGGCAGGCUUCCUAGCCUAUAAGUACAUGCCUUACGGUCCUGUGAUGGAGGUGCUGCCCUACCUAUCGCGCCGGGCCCUGGAGAACAGUGGGCUCCUGAAAGGUGCCCGCCAGGAGCGGAAGCUGCUGUGGCAAGAGCUCCAGCGGAGGCUUCGCACAGGCAACCUCUUCUACCACCCGGCCUAAUCAGCUGCUGCAGCUGCAGCCACCAGCACACACACCACCAGGCCCAGCCCUCAGGGAUCCUCUCUCCUGGGCGGCCCCAGCCUGAUGCAGCAGCUGCAGCCCCUCCCCCCAGUCACCUUUUACACCUCAGAAUGGAGUCCUGCUGGAAGAGGGCUGACUGUCCUUGGUGCCUUCCAGCCUUGCCUUGGAUGUGGGCCUUCAGGGGAGGGCUGAGCCUCAGCUGCCAGAGCUGCUGGGGAGUCUCAAGUGCCCUUGAACAGGUGGGCAUGACCCACACCUCUGUCCAGCCACAUGCCCCUAGCCCUGAAGGACUGUCUUUCACCAGCAUAGGAGCCAUGCUGCCUGCUUCUCUGAACUUUAUCCCAGCUGUCCCCAGUGACCCCCCACAGGUGGGCAGUGGCCAAUGUGAGGAAGCAGGCCUGGUCAAUAAACCAUUGUCUGAA